AGUGUAACAGCAUGGUAUAGAAUACUGGGAUGUUAUACUUUAGAAUGCUGGGAUGUUAGACUUUAGAAUGCUGGGAUGUUAGACUUUAGAAUACUGGGAUGUUAGACUUUAGAAUACUGGGAUGUUAGACUUUAGAAUACUGGGAUGUUAGACUUUAGAAUACUGGGAUGUUAGACUUUAGAAUACUGGGAUGUUAGACUUUAGAAUGCUGGGAUAUUAGACUUUAGAAUGCUGGGAUGUUAGACUUUAGAAUACUGGGAUGUUAGACUUUAGAAUGCUGGGAUGUUAGACUUUAGAAUACUGGGAUGUUAGACUUUAUAAUACUGGGAUGUUAUACUUUAGAAUGCUGGGGUGUUAGACUUUAGAAUACUGGGAUGUUAGACUUUAGAAUGCUGGGAUGUUAUACUUUAGAAUGCUGGGAUGUUAGACUUUAGAAUACUGGGAUGUUAGACUUUAAAAUGCUGGGAUGUUAGACUUUAGAAUACUGGGAUAUUAGACGUUAGAAUACUGGGAUGUUAGACUUUAGAAUACUGGUAUGUUAUACUUUAGAAUGCUGGGAUGUUAGACUUUAGAAUACUGGGAUGUUAGACUUUAGAAUACUGGGAUGUUAUACUUUAGAAUGCUGGGAUGUUAGACUUUAGAAUGCUGGGAUGUUAGACUUUAGAAUGCUGGGAUGUUAGACUUUAGAAUACUGGGAUAUUAGACUUUAGAAUACUGGGAUGUUAAACUUUAGAAUGCUGGGAUGUUAGACUUUAGAAUACUGGUAUGUUAGACUUUAGAAUGCUGGGAUGUUACACUUUAGAAUACUGGGAUGUUAGACUUGGAAUUACAAGUGCUACACCAGAUCAAGACGGUCACAUACAAGACUUAAGACUUCCAUAAAGGCGCUAUGGGAUAUCUGAAAAGCCGUUUUCAUUCAAUGUAAUACAGUUUUGUCAAUACAAUGAAGUUCUGUAGAAGUUUAAUAAAGUUUUACUGUCACCUGCUGGAAACAACAGCACUCUGUGUUUACUGUUUAGGAACGGGUUCAUCUCGGAAACCCAGAACAAAAAUCUUGCAUAAUUGCGUCAGAUACUCGAUUUAUGUAACGUAGUCUGUCCACAAGAGAUUAGGAAUGGGACUUUGCCUUGUUUAGAUUUAGCAACAGUUGUAGAACUGGAAACCCAGAUGGUGCAAACAGCAAAUGUUCCUGGAACCUGACCUGUUGUGUCAUGAGGAGAGCAAACAGCAGAGCUAUCAGUCUGUCCGCCUGCCCGUCUGUCCGUCAGCUUCUCCGUCUGUCCGUCCGCUUCUCCGUCUGUCCGUCCCCUUGUCCGUCUGUCCAUCUGUCAGUCCGUCCGUCCGUCUGUCUGUCGGUCUGUCCACCCAUGGUUUGGGAGACAUGGUUGUUUGUGUCAGCUAGCCCAGUUAUUCUGUCUAUCUGCCUUUCCAUCUUGCAGACUCUUGGGAAGUGGGUGUAUAUUGCUGAGAGUUCAGGCCGUCCUUCCUGUGAGCAAAUACUGAAUACCUUAUUACACAGUGCCUGGAUAGAGGUCUCUGUGCCGGUCGAUGUCGUUGACUUCUAUGGCUUUGGUAUUCCGGAUCAGAGGACGCUGAUGCUUUAGGAUCAACUCUAACUUUACUCUGCAUGACAAUAACACAUGGACUUCAGUGAUCCCCUUCCCUGUUUCUGAGGUCCUCCUAACAACGUGCCCAGACUGCCUCUUGACCCUGGAGAGAUGGGCUGAGGAUGGGAAGCCCUACACCGCUCUAAAGCUCUUCAGUAGGAGAAGGGAGCUCACUGCUGCUGAACUGGACUUCUAUAAGAAACAGGUAACUUGUCUCAGUCUGCCACCAGAGACGUUCAUGGAUCCACAGAAAGAGCUCUGUCCCGACACAACUUCCUGUUUCUCG
This is a messenger RNA of Coregonus sp. 'balchen', 1893 nucleotides long. NCBI's taxonomy places the organism in Eukaryota, Metazoa, Chordata, Actinopteri, Salmoniformes, Salmonidae. The record is from the annotation of a GenBank genome assembly.